UUCUGCUCACCUGCUUGCAUCAGACUUCUUCCGGGAUAGAGCUCAUGUAGAGUUCACGUUGUGUUUUUGCUUUUAGCUAUCCGGCACUAGUGAUGUGAUGGCUUUUCUGAGUUUGUUUACGAGGAGGCAGUGGCGGCAGGCCGUUUCUCACUUCGCCCGGGUGGUGAAGCUGCACCGGCCGCCCUGCGCCGGAGCCCCGCUGAGGAGGCUACACGGUUCGGCCCGGCUGCGGCAAGGGGAGAAGGGCCAGUGGGGGAAGAGCCGGGGGCCGGAGCAGCAGUACCAGCUCACAGACCUCGACAAGGCGGACGCUUUGAUGCUGAGAAAGUCCCAUGAAACAGGAUUCCUCUCAUGGUUCAGGAACGGUCUGCUGGCGACUGGGAUCGGAGUCAUUGCAUUUGUCCAGAGUGACGUGGGACGAGAAGCAGGAUAUGCCUUCUUUAUUCUGGGAGGCGUGUGUGUGUCGUUCGGUGGGGCCUCGUACAUCGGCAGCCUUCUUGCCCUGCGGAGGAUGAUGCUGCUGUCUGUGCCGGCGCUGCUGCUCCAAGGUGCAGCGGUGGGCAGCGUCGCCCUCUUCUGGCUCUGUGCAGUAUCUCUCUAUAUCGGCCGCCUGGAGGUGGAGAUCAUCCACGACGAGGAGGAGGAGGAGGGAGAGGAUGAAGAAGAGUGCCGGGAGUGCCGUGAGAGGCGGGAACUCCGGGGUUACCGCGACUCCCAUGCCAGCGAAGACAGUGACAACAAGGGGCCGAGCAAAUAGAGAUCUUCCAGGGUGUGUUGGUUUGAUUCAGGUUCCCCCUUAUCUGUGUGGGUGUGUGUGUGUGUGUGUGUGUGUGGGAGCAAACAGCCUACUAAUAUGCAGGCUGUGUGUGAGUCUAUAGAUGCAAACUUAUUAUCCAUAGUUAUAUUACUGUAAAGAUUAUUGUAUUGGUGAACAAAGACUUUAGACCGUUUGGAAAACUGGUCGGGAAAAACGCUGAGAACUGGUGUUUGUUCACUUCUGGUGAAGAGAUCAGCUUUUUUGUAAGAUUUCUUAUAAUCAAUCACAUAUUUAAAGCUGCUUCACACGACUAUGUUAUCAAUCUGUUUGAAAAUUGUGUUGAUUUUUGCAUUAUCAUUUUGAUACAUCCUCAUGUUUACAGGCAAGUUGCAAAGACUCCCUGGCAAAACAGUUUGUGUUCAAGAUGAUUUUUCACUGCUCUAAAUGCAGUCAUUCUUCUCAGCCAAAUGUUUAAUCAUAAUUAACUGUGAUCAACUACUUGACGUUUUCAUGAAAGUCAUGAAAUAAAACAAGCUGGUUGUGAUAUGCAUUGAGAUCCAGACAGAGCGGAUGUACCAUACUGUGCAUGUUUCAGGUCUGUCUGUCCCUCAUCUCAGUGAGAAUUUAUUUUUAUAGAGGUCUAAGUUCCCCUGGUUUGUAAGGGCAAUAGCACUUUUUUCAGUUUGCCAUUAUAUACUCUGGACUUUUGGAAACUAAGAGCAUUGUUCAUGCUGUUUUCUGUGGCUAUAUACGCACACGCAACUAUAUAUGUAUGUAUGUAUAUGUAUAUGUGUGUGUGUGUGUGUCGCUUGGUAUUGUUGAUAAACAUGUACAGUACCUAAAUGUAACCAUAAACCAUUUUACCCUUGUGAGUGACUUUCACCCUCAGGUAAUUGCUAUAAUUGCUGUUUUAAAGGAUGAAAAGAUGGAAAGAUAGUGUGGAAAUGGGGUUCACUGUUGUUUACUUGUGUGGGUGUGGGUGUCACUCUGUGUGCCCUACUGUACAUAGAGUAAUAAAGGAAGAAGAAG
This is a messenger RNA of Monopterus albus (swamp eel), 1786 nucleotides long. It is a transcript of the gene tmem160, whose product is annotated as transmembrane protein 160. NCBI's taxonomy places the organism in Eukaryota, Metazoa, Chordata, Actinopteri, Synbranchiformes, Synbranchidae. Bases 98 to 757 code for a protein of 219 amino acids. The transcript is spliced from 4 exons. The record is from RefSeq and is a predicted model, not a curated record.